Molecule: messenger RNA, 825 nt
Organism: Exserohilum turcica Et28A
Lineage: Eukaryota; Fungi; Ascomycota; Dothideomycetes; Pleosporales; Pleosporaceae
Exons: 1
Coding region: 1-825 (274 amino acids)
Source: RefSeq, a predicted model, not a curated record
AUGCUGCUUCGACUGGGCUCAUCUAGCGUCGAGCUCAGCAUGUGGAGCCCCGUCUACGCCGUCGCCCCCCUGGUGCUCCUUUCCGUCUCCAUCCCGCUCGCCUUCUUCGCCCUCCUCACCACGUCCGUCGCCCUGGCGCUUUUGUCCUUCCGCGCACUCGUCGUCUACUUCCAGCUUGCCAUGGCCAUUGUCGGCGCGUGGCUCUCUCCAUCUCCAUCCAACCACGGCCUCCCCCGUCGCUCGCAUCCCAGGCCCGCGUCGGCCCGGCCUUCGCCCACGGGCGCCCGCCAACCCUCUCGGCGCACCAGCAUCGCCAGCAUGGCAUCGUCCCAAGAUGUCCCUGCAUGUCCCGCUCCCCCACCAAACUUUCUCAACUACAAAAACAACUCCCUGACCACGCUCAUCGGUACCAGCGAGCUAACACGAGACUUUGAGGGUGUUGGCGGCUGGAGAGUGCCAGGGGACGACGAUGAAGAAGCGCUAUGGAUGGGCAUUAACUCGAGGCUGGAGUUGCCUGCUGAAAUACCAACGAGGCGGCACAGGCGAAGCAUAACAGGCACCACCAGCCCAGGUCACCGAUUGAGCGUCGGGUCCGAAACACUGCGCAUGAGCCCCGUCCAGAGCAGGGCGAGGACCCCCGUACGCUUUGUACCCGACGAUGAGUAUGGCUAUUUCCCCCAACAGCCUGCAUCAAACCACAGACGCCUCAGCUACAGCUCAGAGACGCCCAAACAAUACCCACGGCGGAAGAGUGCCAGCGGGAGCAGUACCUCGAGCAAUACAUCAGCUGGCCUAGCAAUUGCAAUCAAGCAUGCAGGAGAGUGA